ACGGUUUGACAUCCAGCUACUCAAAGCUGAACCUUCCGAAAGACGAACUUCACAUCGAUGAGGAUGAAGAUCCUCCCAUUGCCUCGGGACCUGCCGAAACAUCAGUGACUGCACAAGAAGACGGGCUGAACUCCUCCUACUCAGUGCUAAAGCUUGGGAAAGACGAGUUUCUCAUCGAUGUGGCUGAAGAUCCUCCCACCGUCUUAGGAUCCGCCGAAAUAUCAGUAACUGCAGAAGCAGACGUUCUGAACUCCACCUACUCAGUGAUUAAACUUCCCAAUGACGAACAUCUCACGGAAGAGUAUGAAGAUGCUCCCAUUGCUUCGGGACCCGCGGAAAUGUCAGUGGUUGCACAGACAGGUCCGCAUAAACAGGAGCCGAACGAGAACAUCGGAAAUAGACCGGACCGUAAAAUCUGCUUACUCUGCCUAGUUACGUUCGUCUUCUUCGUGACCGUGGUCGGGCUGUCGAUCUAUGUAUCACAGAUUCGUCUGUCAGAGUUCACCUUCGACCGAAACUUCCAGCUCCUUAGGGAAGAGUAUCACGAGAUGAACAGGACCCAGCGCCAAUGUCGUCUGCAAGUCCUUGAGUUAAACUCAUCCCUUGAAUCCACAAUAUUCGAGAAUUCCCACCUGAAUCUCUCCCGGAGAUCCUGUCUCAAGAAUGUCUUUGCUCUCAAAUCUAAUCUGUCCGAUCUUAAACAAAUACAUAACGAUCUCCGUCACCAGUUCUGUGAAUUGUUGACCAGCAUAAGAGAGCAAACAUGUUCCAAGGAUUGGAUCAGAAAUGAAGACCUGUGUUAUUUCAUUUCCUCCUUUGGAAGUUCUUACCAGGGGGCGAAGCAACUCUGUUCUAUCGCUGAUUCAAAACUUCUUCAAAGAGAUACAGAGGAGAAAGAGAAUUUUGUUAACAACCGUGUCCGCGGCCAAGACGGUUCAUACUGGAUUGGAACAUGCAAAGAGGGGGAAGUGGCGUCUAACGUCGUGUACAAGGUGAACGCUGGGAAGUUCGAAUGCGGUGAAUGUAAAUCUCGUUGGCCUUGGGAUUGUAGAAAUGAUCAGCACCGUUUCAUCUGUGAGAAGUCUGCACCUUUGUUCCGGGAUAUUCCUGAAAAGAUCCGGGAUCUUUGUCAAAAGCCCGUGGAGCCGACAUAAAUGAAGUGACAUUAUUCUCUAACCACAAUUCCAGCUCACUCUCCGACUGUGACAAGCGAAUCGGUUCUGCCCCUUGCCCCUACCCUAGAUUCCUUUCUCUACCUAUGGCAUUCUUUUUCACCAUCUCGCUCUCUCUUUACACUCCUACCUCUAAUCUCUCUCUCUCUCUCUUUUCUUCCCAUCCAUCUCCCCAUAUUUCAUCCCCAUUUUCCUUCCCGUCACUUUCCUGCCUCCCGCUCCCAGCAUCAAAGGACUGUAUCGCAUAUCCGUAACUUAUCGGCCCUGAGCUUUGUAUCUUUGUAUGAUCAAUACGUGACAAGUAUGUAAAAUUAAUGUAAGGUGCAAUAAGAUAAAACAAAA
This is a messenger RNA of Hypanus sabinus (Atlantic stingray), 1514 nucleotides long. RefSeq lists its product as uncharacterized. Gene Ontology annotation, biological process: detection of molecule of fungal origin; cellular response to molecule of fungal origin; positive regulation of cell population proliferation. Gene Ontology annotation, cellular component: cell surface. The transcript is spliced from 8 exons. Lineage: Eukaryota; Metazoa; Chordata; Chondrichthyes; Myliobatiformes; Dasyatidae. The record is from RefSeq and is a predicted model, not a curated record. Gene Ontology annotation, molecular function: (1->3)-beta-D-glucan binding; pattern recognition receptor activity. The annotation marks the transcript as partial.